Messenger RNA from Papaver somniferum (opium poppy), 882 nucleotides. RefSeq lists its product as uncharacterized. The record is from RefSeq and is a predicted model, not a curated record. The transcript has a single exon. Bases 1 to 882 code for a protein of 293 amino acids. NCBI's taxonomy places the organism in Eukaryota, Viridiplantae, Streptophyta, Magnoliopsida, Ranunculales, Papaveraceae.
AUGAGGCAUAUGCUGAGCAAUGAACACAUCAAGAAUAACCUGACUAAAGCGCAAGUUGUUGAAGCUGUCAUGGCGUCUGCAACACUUCAUAUUAAGAAAUAUGUUGUGGGUUUUAUCACUUUCAUUACUCGAUGGUGUCCAUCCACGCACACGGACAUAUGCAGAUGGGGAGAGAUGACCAUUACUUUGGAAAGCGUAGCCACUUUGUUGAGUCUUCCAGUUGCGGGAAAUAUUCACUUUGAGUUGUCUGCUGAAGAAGAGGUGAUGUUUGACUCUCUAGUUAAGAAGGCGAAGGGAUAUAAUCAGAAGGAAUGUGAUGAAAAAUAUUUUUAUACUUGGUGGGUGUCUGAAUGGUUUCCUAUGCAACCGAAAGCAGGCCAGGUGUUGGAUGAUGUACUCAGCGUUGCCGCGUUUUUAUCACUGUGUCUGUCCAGAGACGUUUUUAAUGAUGGCCCUGGUAAGAAGACUAUCAGACAGAAACUCGUCAUGUUUGUUAUUAAGCUGGCGCAAGGCGUAGUCCUUCCCCUAGGUAGUUUGUUCCUUGGGUCUUUGUACUCUCAUCUGGAUUCCUUGGCAGCGAACAUGUAUGCUUCCAACAGAUAUAUGAAGGUGGAGUCGCAUAUUCAUAUUGCUUUUCUCCAAGCAUGCUUAUGGGAGCAAUUCAAAGGUUAUGCUCAUGUCCCUGCGGUUUCGUUCUCUAGUUUGUAUGGAGGUUCCAGAAUACUCCGUUGGUGGAAGAGGCGUCCAAAUCCUGGGUUGAAGCUCAUCGAUUUCUUCGAUAAUGUGCACGCCAUAGAUUUUCGCCCGUGGGAACCAGUUCAUUCUUCCAUGGUUCAGCCGAAUACCUUUGUCGUUGUUUCUGAUACGAUGUUGCACAUGUAG